CCGCUGAGGCGGGAAGGCUGAGGCGGGAAGGCUGAGGCAGGCGCCGUGCUGAGUCCGCUGCUCCCCAGCCUGGCGCCUCAGCACCGCGGGCCAAUUCAAAGCAAAGAAUGAGUGACAAACUCUUAAGCAAUUUAGACAAACUUCUCACUGAGUUUGUUUUUCAGGUACAACAAACUUCUUACGCUACGGACCUUGCGAAGCAACAGGUCUAUUUAUAUACUGCGAAUAUUACGGAAAAGAAAAAAGAAAUUUCUAGAUUACAAGAAAAUAUAAAUAAAAGUAAUGAUGCAAUUGUUCAUUUGCACAAGCACAGAAAAAAUUGUAAGGAGAACUGUAAUACCUGGAAACCAACCUAUGUAGCUCUUAGCAGGCAUGAAGAAUAUUUGAAGAACCAACUCAAAAUCCGUCAAGAAACUACAGAAAAUGACCGGAAAAUGUAUCAGGAUUACAUUAUCCAAUAUAACAACAUUUUGAAGCAACACCAAGAAAAAUAUUCAGAAACAGCUCUUUCACAAGAAUACUAUAUGAAAAAAAAGGAUCUUGAAGAAAUCGAAAAUAGAGUUUUGAAACAUUCUGAACAAUUUAAAUCGAAAGAAGCUGCUCUUUUGGAUAUGCUAGAGCCUGCUCCUUUUCAGUCACUUUCUGAUUGGGCCUUACAGAUUGCUUCUUUGAGGCAAAAAACACAAGAGGUCCUGAAGAACACUGCUGUUUUAACUCAGAAAUCAUUGAAACUAGAAAAAGAAGCAGAUGAGCUGGAAAUGAAAAUUAAUUAUUUGAAACAGCCAUUUGAAAGGACUACCGAAAAUCAAAACCAUUCUGAAAUAGCUGAUGGAAAAUAUAAAAGAAAUCUAGAGCAAAGGAAGCAGUUUAAGGAAAGGGUGUUUGAAGAGAAUGAAAAUCCAUAUUUAGUAAAAGAGAAACAGCAGCAGCAGCAGCCAUUACAUCUUCCUUCCAUUCCUCAGAAAUUUGUCCAAUCUAUAAGGACUAUUAGACAAACUCUGCAAGAGACAAAAGCAGUUGGAGAAGAAAGAGAAAAUCCCGUGGAUCAUUCAGCAAUUACCAGUGUUUCCUCCAGCCUACUAGAAAAUGAAACACAGAAAUGUAAUGAUACCAUCAGGACUAACAAUCCACAAAUUGCCCAAGUUCCAUCCAGGCAAAACCAGAUGCAAUUCAGAUUGCUAGCUCCUCAGAAGCAGACAACUUCCAAGCAAUGGUUUGAAAAUGAAGCUGUGGUGACAGCAAAUAAAGAUGCUGAGUGUGGAGAUAAGGAAGAAGCAAGCAAGGCCAAAGAUUCUUUACAUGUCUCUCAAAACAUACCCACAGAAUCUUUUAGAUCAACAGAGGAUAAUCCCAAUACAGCAGAAGAAAGAACUGAGACUUUUUCAAGAACCCCUGAGACGCCUGCAUUUAUAAGAACACCUGAAUCUAAUGAGAAAAGUCAGAAUUCCGGAUCUGAAAAAGCAGCACCAAAAUCACCAGGUUUUUCUUUCCUUAUGGCCUGCGCGGAGAAGUCACCUGGAUUUAACCUGUUAAGUCAGAAAUCAUUGAAACUAGAAAAAGAAGCAGAUGAGCUGGAAAUGAAAAUUAAUUAUUUGAAACAGCCAUUUGAAAGGACUACCGAAAAUCAAAACCAUUCUGAAAUAGCUGAUGGAAAAUAUAAAAGAAAUCUAGAGCAAAGGAAGCAGUUUAAGGAAAGGGUGUUUGAAGAGAAUGAAAAUCCAUAUUUAGUAAAAGAGAAACAGCAGCAGCAGCAGCCAUUACAUCUUCCUUCCAUUCCUCAGAAAUUUGUCCGAUCUAUAAGGACUAUUAGACAAACUCUGCAAGAGACAAAAGCAGUUGGAGAAGAAAGAGAAAAUCCCAUGGAUCAUUCAGCAAUUACCAGUGUUUCCUCCAGCCUACUAGAAAAUGAAACACAGAAAUGUAAUGAUACCAUCAGGACUAACAAUCCACAAAUUGCCCAAGUUCCAUCCAGGCAAAACCAAAUGCAAUUCAGAUUGCUAGCUCCUCAGAAGCAGACAACUUCCAAGCAAUGGUUUGAAAAUGAAGCUGUGGUGACAGCAAAUAAAGAUGCUGAGUGUGGAGAUAAGGAAGAAGCAAGCAAGGCCAAAGAUUCUUUACAUGUCUCUCAAAACAUACCCACAGAAUCUUUUAGAUCAACAGAGGAUAAUCCCAAUACAGCAGAAGAAAGAACUGAGACUUUUUCAAGAACCCCUGAGACGCCUGCAUUUAUAAGAACACCUGAAUCUAAUGAGAAGAGUGAGAAUUCAGGUUCUGAAAAAGCAACACCAAAAUCACCAGGUUUUUCUUUCUUUAUGGCCUGCGCAGAGAAGUCACCUGGCUUUAACCUGUUUGAUCCUUCUGUAUUUGGAGCAGAAAAUUCAUCAGAUCAGAUGGAUGAAAGUUAUUCUGCAGGAAAUGUCAAUCCUGUAUCUCCACACAAAGAUAUUGGGAGUUUAUUUGGAAAAUCAGAAAGUGAGGAUGGCUUUACAUUUUCCUUUCCCUCUGAGUCAUCUUCUAACACAUUUGGAGAUGGAAAAGAUGACUUUAGUUUUCUAUUUGCAUUUGGACAAGAUCAGAGAUCUUCACAGUCUUCCUCUAUGAAAGGGUUUCACUCUUCUUCACAAAGUACAAAACCAUUUACAUUCUUCUGAAUACAUUUUAUUUCCUCUUGAAUUCUUUUGUGGCUUAGCCUUGACAAGUGUUUUCAGCAUCUUAAGUAAAAAUACAAAGCCUUUCACCUUCUCUGUCAUUUCAUGUAAAAAUACAUUAUUGUACUUGCUGCAAAAACAUCUAAAUGUUCAUUGCUCUUUAUAUAUAAAGAGACAAUUUUUUGUUUUUAUAUUUGUUAUUUAAUAUGUUGUUUCAGUAAAUCUGCUAAUCUCCCUCUAAACUUGGACUUGUUAUAAAGAGAAAAAAUGACAAUUGACAAGAGCAUGUUGAGUUAAUUUAAUGUAUGUUAUGCAACUUUAAGCUUCCAGUUUGAAUACAUUAAUCUAUAACAAAGCAAGUAGUGGAUGGUUUUACCCAAGCUACUGCCACUACUUAGAACAACACAGCACUUGUUCAUGUAAUAACGCAGAAUUCUUUUCUCUAUAGCUUAGUAUAACAUAAAUUUAGCUAUUUUUCUGUAGCAUUAAAAGCUGUUUGAAUGUAUUUGUUAUGUUAAAUGCGAUAUUCAUAAAUUCAUUAACUGUUUUAAUGUGUUAAAAAGGUUAGAAAUAAACAUCUUUGUUAGUUGUUA
Alligator mississippiensis (American alligator) is the source of this 3241-nucleotide messenger RNA. It is a transcript of the gene C2H14orf39, whose product is annotated as chromosome 2 C14orf39 homolog. Lineage: Eukaryota; Metazoa; Chordata; Crocodylia; Alligatoridae. Gene Ontology annotation, biological process: meiotic DNA double-strand break processing involved in reciprocal meiotic recombination; homologous chromosome pairing at meiosis; spermatogenesis. The record is from RefSeq and is a predicted model, not a curated record. The coding region runs from base 108 to 2651 and encodes 847 amino acids. The transcript has 26 exons. Gene Ontology annotation, cellular component: central element.